AUGCCGGGAGGAUUUAAGUCGAAGUAUUCUGACACGAAUCUGUUUUUUGAUGGACGGAGGAAUCUGUACAAUGCAAGAGAUUACAUUGAUAUGAAAGUGAAGAAAGAUAAGAGCGCUGUUGAUGUGCUUAAGAAGCAGUUUCUUAGUAAAGAAGAUAAAAUGGUUGCGUUUCUGAUUGAAAAUAGGGAUCUGAAUAAUCCGGAGAUCAAGAAAGUAGAAACAAAUGAGUAUAGACUAGGUAGAUUUGUUAAUUGA
Messenger RNA from Ordospora pajunii, 255 nucleotides. RefSeq lists its product as uncharacterized. Lineage: Eukaryota; Fungi; Microsporidia; Ordosporidae. The coding region runs from base 1 to 255 and encodes 84 amino acids. The record is from RefSeq and is a predicted model, not a curated record. The transcript has a single exon.